This is a messenger RNA of Bombus pascuorum, 2668 nucleotides long. Its product is annotated as glutamate receptor ionotropic, delta-1-like. The record is from RefSeq and is a predicted model, not a curated record. Gene Ontology annotation, cellular component: membrane. NCBI's taxonomy places the organism in Eukaryota, Metazoa, Arthropoda, Insecta, Hymenoptera, Apidae. The transcript has 12 exons. The coding region runs from base 573 to 2504 and encodes 643 amino acids. Gene Ontology annotation, molecular function: glutamate-gated receptor activity.
UCCGGAUACUGAUGUACGACAGUGUACAAUAAGCGACACGCAAACUUUGAUCGCGCGAAGAUGCUACAAAGCAGAGUAUCAGAAUAGGAAGAGUCACUGAUUCUGACGUAUCGUCAGAAACGACCGUUUCGAUCCAUGCCAUCGCGAUCGAUUUCUAUGUAACUUUGUUGUGCUUUAGUGGACACAACGGGCUAGGCAACUAUCGCAUCGGAAGAAGAGGAGGACGCAGAUUAAUCGAGCGUAUCCGAUGCGAUUCGAUCGACCAACUUAAUUUCCUGACAAGACGUACAUCGUGCUUCAUUAUCUUCGACGUUCCGCUCUGGUAUGAUCGAGCAAUUCCAUACAUCACUAUCUAGUUUCAUUUAGAUGGACGUAGGUACACGUUCAGACUUGGAAAUCGGGAAGGUAGAAUCAGUCGCGUGACAGCUGCGAACGAGUGAGUAAUCGUCGUGAUACUAAUCGACCGUCGACGAACUUUGUCGUGUACGAGACAAUUCUCUGGUGCAUAGGCAAAGGAGUAUAAGCCAGAUUUUGGCCAACAGGAUAAAAAAUUAUUAACGAAGAAGGUGACGAUGCUUCGGUUCAGACGGGAAUUUUGUGUGACGUUGCUGCUACUGUGCGUCUCAAGAAGCACGCACCUCUCCGGGUCUUCGGCAGACACCGAACCUAUUUUGAUACGACCGCUCAAAGUCUACGAGAGUAUGAUCAAGGGCGUUCACGAUCACUUUAACAACACCUGCAUUAUACUUUUUCACGGCACGAUAAACAUGAUAGAAAAGAAAGGAUUGGAAGAUAUGUAUGGACUACUGGGGCUCCAAAGGUACUUGAGCGAAUCCCUGAACAUCCGGACCGCAAUCAUGGAUUUUAGCAUGUUCAAGAGUCGAGUAGGAAAGACUUAUCAUCACAUCAAAAGGCCGUUGUUCGUGUUAUUGAACGAUUUCGAAGAGAUCAGGGAGCAAUUCACUUCGGUUUCCAAAUGGAUCGCGAUGGCUUAUCCGACGUGGUUGCUGUUCCUGAGAGACGACACUAGAUUCGACGAAUUUUUGUCGAACGUCUACGUACCAUUUGACUGCAUUCUAAUAGUGACUCAGAGAGAUUCGAAGGGAACAGGUGAGAUUCUCCGGGACGUGUAUCAAAUCAGCAAGGAGGAUAAUCUGAUAUCGAUGAAGUUCGGCGAGUGGAAUGCGAGAGAAGGAUUCCAGGGACCUCAACUUGGAUUAUAUCAACGUAGAAACGAUCUAAAUGGACGCAACAUACGUGUGGUUUCCGUUCACGAUCCUCCAGUUUCGCGGAUCAUUCGCGAUAAAGCUGGUCAGCCUUCUAGGAUCGGCGGUUUCUUCGGUGAAGUGAUUCAACUGCUGCAAGAGGGAAUGAAUUGCACGUUUACCUAUAUGGAGGCUAACUCAUGGGGUACCCGAUUACCAAAUGGCACGUGGACAGGUUCGAUCAAAAUGUUGGUAGAAGACAAGGCAGAUCUAGCGGCAACUGAGCUGAUGAUGUCGUCUGACAGACUGGAGGCCAUUAAAUUUACCACUCCCGUCUACUCGACCAAAUGCCGCGCAUACAUCAAAAGACCAGACACAACAGCAGUGAAAUGGAACACGUACUUGGCACCAUUUGCAUUCAAUGUUUGGAACGCAAUCGGCCUGACCGUCGUGGUAGUGGCACUGACGAUCACCGGGAUCGAUACUCUCUCGAGAAAAGUAAAUUGGUUUCCGGUCGAUCUCAGGCCUAAUUCCAGGUCCACCUUAUUCGAGGUUCUCUUCUUCGUGUUUGGUGCGUUCUGUGGACAAGGCAUGGAACCGUCUCCCUUGGAUCCCACGCGACUGGUGCAUCUGAAUGUUCACUUGACGGGUGUGGUGGUGCUUGCAGCUUAUUCGGCAGCGUUAAUCAGCUUCUUGGCCAUAAAGACGUUUGUGAUGCCAUUUACUACGAUGGAGGGUUUGCUGAAAGAUGGUACCUAUCGAUUUGCCGUGGUUCACGAUUCGGCCGAUUACAGUUUCUUCCAGAACACCAGUGACACCGUGCUCACGGUCAUGUUCGAGGAGCUGUUGGCCAGGGAACUAGAUCUGCCGGUAAACUAUUUCGACGGUUUGAAUCGUGUUUGUCAGGAGAAGAAAUACGCUUUCAUGACACUGGAUAAUAUGGCCACCGUGCUGCAAGGGAAAAUCGAGUGCGCGGUAGAACCUUUGGAUGCGAUAAUGCAGACUACGAUAGCUAUGGCAGUGCCUAGUCACAGUCCUUAUCGUGGCAUUAUCGACACCAACAUUCUUCUGCUGCGGGAUAGCGGCAUCCUUCAGCGGCUGCUUAAGCUCGAAUGGUCGAGCCCAGUGCGUUGGGCAAACUCUGGUUGGUCUUCGGUAGAACUGGAAGACGCAGUGCCCCUACUUCUCUUUUUGAUUUCGUCUUACCUAGUCACUUGUUUGGUGUUAUUAGUCGAACGAAUACUGUCUCGCAGUCGAGUGCAACGAUCUCGCAGCGAUCAACAGUUUACAGGAAAUUAGUCAGGCGGAUAUUUAUCGGACCGUGCGCGAAUCGUCCUUUCGUGUCGACGCGUUAUCAAAUUAGUACGCAAAUAUAAACAAAGCUACAGUUGUGCGCGUUUUGCCGUAACGGUUGGAUAAGAUCGAAGAGAGAACAGUUUCUGAGAAGAAAUUCUGAGAAGAAA